AAUAUUCACCUGCAGGCAGACAACCCUGUGCGUCAAAACAAGAAGAUUUAGGAGUAGAAUAAAUUGAAUUACGUUUUAAAACCUAAACAAUGAGCGUCUUGGACAAAGUUGCAGACUACUUCACAGGCGAGGCGUCCAGAAACAGGAACACCUCCAUAAUAGCCGGACUUCUGUUUUUUGCAGGAUGGUGGGUUCUAAUCGAUGCCAUGUCCAUCGACCUGAAGCACCAGAUUACCACAGGACAUGUCUUCAUUGGCAUCUUCGGCACCAUCAGCUUCUGCAUGGUGAACGCAGUGAAGGGGGAACAUGUAAGAAACAGCAACCACUUAUCAUUGGGUUUAACAAGUGACUCACUCCUUUUGUUUUGUGCGCAGAUUUCGGAGGAGAACUCUUCGGAGUCCGGCGCCAGGAUAGCGAAGAUCUGGCUGCUUGUGGGCUUCCUAAUGGGCUUUGCCUCCAUCAUUGCCGCCAUCUGGGUGAUGAUCGACGACUUCAUCAACAAUGAAAAGAAGGAGGGCUGGUUUGGUGUGGCUCUGCUGAUGCAGAACGUUUUCAUCCUGUUCGCCAGUUUGAUCUACAAGUUUGGACGCAAUGAAGAGGAGUGGAAUGAGUAGAGCUUCCAUCCAAAAUAUUGCACACGGGAACGCUGCUUUUAGUAUCUAGACUCAUACGUACAUAUUCAGGAGUCCAAGGAGUUUAUGCUUGAGGCCGAGGACACCAUCACCCGCAAAGCCUCACCCCAGUUUAGCGCAUAAAUUGUACAACUCUGUUUCUGUUCAGAUUCGUAAGAAUCGUUGAAGGCGUAAGGAUUUCCCCUUAUUACUUCCGAUUGUGUCACUUUGAGUCGGAAUAGGGCGCAGAGCAGGGCCAAUAAUCUCAUUUAUAUUUAACAUAAUAAACGACAAGUCACUUGCGUAAGGCCA
Molecule: messenger RNA, 923 nt
Organism: Drosophila santomea
Lineage: Eukaryota; Metazoa; Arthropoda; Insecta; Diptera; Drosophilidae
Product: transmembrane protein 50A
Exons: 3
Coding region: 90-614 (174 amino acids)
Biological process (GO): late endosome to vacuole transport via multivesicular body sorting pathway; protein targeting to vacuole
Source: RefSeq, a predicted model, not a curated record